GUAUACAUAAUACUCCUUCUGCCUCCUAUUUCUCCCAGAAGAACCUUGUGAGAUGAGUUGGGCUGAGAGAGAGCAUGAGUGGCCCAAAACUACCCAUCCAAAUUUCAUGUGUAAGGCAGAAUUAGAACUCAUAAGACUCCUGUUUUCUAGCCUGGUGCCUUAACCACUAGCUCUCCAGUUAAAUUUACAUUAAUUUGAAUCAUUGAAAUCAGAAAAAAGGAGUUCUUUAUAAUGUUUUGGGGGGCAUUAGAAACUGUGAAGCAUUGCUUAGUAUAUUUAUUAUAUAUUAUCAGUCUAUUCUUUUUUUCUGCACUUAUGAUUAUUUUUUCAGGCUUCCAAGGGCAAAUAGAUAAAUGUUUUAAGAGCCUGCUUGCUCACCAUUACAGGGGGAAAGUAGCAUUAUGUUUUGUUUUGUUUUGUUUGGGAUAUAAAUAAAAUUUAAAAACACAUGAAGCUGGUUUGUUUUUCUCCCUUCUUCCACAUCUUACUUUUUGUUCCAUGUACCAUAUUUAGAGUAAACAGUAUGACUCACAGAAAGUAGCUCUUUGAAGUUCAUUUGUCACUUGAAAAAAAUACAAACAAAAAGGACAAUUAACAAUAUAUAUAUUAAAAAUUGCAUUAGUUGAAUACAUUAUCCGAAUCCCUUUUUUCCUCUUGGUGUGGUAGCCUUUUAUUUACACGUAUCUCAGUUUUAAGCUAUAAAUUAAACCUUGAUUUUCUAGCACACGUACUUCUGGUUCCCAUUCUGUUUCCGUGCAGAAUACAUCAUCUUGAAAAAUAUCAAAACUGAUUUUCAUACAAAUUGUCAUUGGUUGUCCAAUUCGUGACCCGACAAAUGCGCGCCCGACAAAACCGUGGCGAGAAAACCGCGAUGUUGAAAUUGCGCCCACAACAGCGGUCUGACAAAACCGCAGCCACAAAAGCACGAUUACGGUUAAGGAGACUCUGAAAUGCAACAUGUGAAUUCAUAAAGCCUAUUCGAAAACCAUGGCUUGGACACAGUUUCUUUCCAGGAGUCCUUAUUUUCUGAAAUCUUUAACAGCGCCCAGUUUGGGAAGAAUAUGGAAGAUUCCUAUAUGUUCUUGGAAUAAUUAUUUAAGAAAGGUCUCCUUUCACGGUGGCAAAUCUGUUUCUACUAAAAUAGUUCUGGGAAUAGAAACCAGCUGUGAUGAUACAGGAGCUGCUGUGGUAGAUGAAACUGGUAGCAUUUUAGGAGAAGCAUUACAUUCUCAAACUGAUGUUCAUUUAAAAACAGGUGGCAUUAUUCCUCCAGUAGCACAGCAGCUUCACCAAGAAAAUAUCGCAAGGGUAGUACAACAUGCAGUCUCAGCCAGUGGUGUCAGCAUGGAGGAUAUCUCGGCUGUUGCAACAACUGUGAUGCCAGGACUUGCGUUGUGCCUUGGAAUUGGAUUGAAAUACAGUUUAGAACUGGUGAAGAAGCAUCAGAAACCUUUUAUCCCUAUCCAUCAUAUGGAAGCACAUGCGCUCACCGUCCGACUGACGGAUCACGUCACAUUUCCUUUUCUUGUCCUUUUACUCUCGGGGGGUCAUUGUAUACUGGCAGUAGCACAAGGAGUUUCAGAUUUUCUUCUCCUUGGACAAACAAAGGACAUCGCACCAGGGGACAUGCUUGACAAGGUAGCUAGAAGUCUUUCUUUACAUAAUCAUCCAGAGUGCUCUGGCAUGACUGGUGGGAGAGCAAUUGAAACCUUGGCUCAGCAGGGUGACAUUCUGCGAUACAAAUUCACAAUCCCCAUGCAGCGAUACCGUGAUUGCACCUUCUCUUUUGGUGGUCUGCGAAGCCAAAUCACUAGAAAGAUUUCAAAAGAAGAAAAAGCAGAAGGCCUUCAGGAAGGGCGACACCUCUCCUGUCUUCCGGACAUUGCUGCGGCAGCCCUGUAUACCAUGACUGUUCACAUUGUUGAGCGAACCCACCGGGCUAUUCUCUUCUGCAAAGAGAAAGGAAUCAUACCCCCAGGGAAAGAAACUUUGGUAGUUUCAGGAGGUGUCGCAAGUAACCAAUAUGUCCGUAGAUCUCUGCAACGUCUAGCAGAUGCUACUAAUUUCACAUUGGUUUGUCCACCUCCAAAGCUUUGCACUGACAAUGGUGUUAUGAUUGCAUGGUAA
Molecule: messenger RNA, 2127 nt
Organism: Thamnophis sirtalis
Lineage: Eukaryota; Metazoa; Chordata; Lepidosauria; Squamata; Natricidae
Source: RefSeq, a predicted model, not a curated record